This is a messenger RNA of Oldenlandia corymbosa var. corymbosa, 627 nucleotides long. NCBI's taxonomy places the organism in Eukaryota, Viridiplantae, Streptophyta, Magnoliopsida, Gentianales, Rubiaceae. The record is from the annotation of a GenBank genome assembly.
AUGUGUCAAUCCAAAUUUCGCGGAGGCUGGGGUCUGCGAUCUGCUAGGGAAAUGAACCAAGCUCUCUUAGCAAAACUGGCUUGGAAAAUUGACAGCAAUGAGAAGUCGCUUUUUGCCACUGUGUUUAGGCAAAAAUACUGCCGACGGACAGACUUCCUCUCGUGCAAUGCUGGGUCAAAUUCCACCUGGGGCUGGAGAGGCAUGUUAUGGGGCAGGGAUCUUUUGAAGCGCCACCUUAAAUGGAAAAUCGGCAAGGGAGAUCGUGUCCGGGUCAUAGACGACUGGAUUCCUCAGUGCUCAAAUCCUUUGAAGGAUACUGAUCUCCCUAGUAGUCACACUGAUAUGAAAGUGAAGGAUUUGCUCAAUGCCUCAGGUAGCUGGAAUCUGUCACUGCUUCAGGAGUUAUUUCCUCCCUCAGUUCUUAAUCGUAUUAUCUCUAUUUAUAGACCUUCUCAGCUAAGUCCUGUUGAGGAUCAAUUAUUUUGGGAGCCUACAAGAACUGGCAUCUGUACUGUCAAGAGUGGUUAUUACACACUGAUACAUGACAGGCAAAUCGAGCAAGCAACCACCCAAGCUGCGUCAUCUUCAAGAUUGGUUGGAGGGUUGGAAAAUACAGAUUCCAGCUAA